Molecule: messenger RNA, 2011 nt
Organism: Momordica charantia (bitter melon)
Lineage: Eukaryota; Viridiplantae; Streptophyta; Magnoliopsida; Cucurbitales; Cucurbitaceae
Cellular component (GO): plasma membrane
Source: RefSeq, a predicted model, not a curated record
UCAAAAUUAAAUUACACCAAUGGCAUCCCGAGCGGUGUGGGUCACGUGCCUGGCCUCCGGCUGCCGGACGGCGGUGGCCUGCGCCGUGGUCGCCUUCGCCACCUUGUACGGCCCGGCCGCCCUCCGCCGCCAAGUCACCUUCCCGGCAUUCUCCUACGUCACGGCCAUCCUCAUAGUGACCAACGCCACCGUCGGCGACGCCGUGCGCGGCUGCUGGCUGGCUCUGUACGCCACGCUGCAGACGGUGUGUCCGGCGAUGGUGGUGUUUUGGUUCAUCGGACCCACCAAGUUCUCGUACGAGACCAUCGCGCUGACGGUGGCGCUGGCCUCGCUCGUGGUGCUGCUUCCGAGCUCCACCCAUCUGCUCGCCAAACGGAUUGCUUUGGGUCAGAUUGUGAUCAUUUACGUCGUCGGUUUCAUCGGCGGCGCCAGCACCGAGCCGCUCAUGCACCCACUACACGUCGCCGCUACCACCGCCAUGGGCGCCGCCGCCAGUGUCUGCGCCACACUUCUUCCCUUCCCUCGCCUUGCCUUUCUCGAGGUGAAAGAGAAGAGGAAGGAAGUGGUGGAGAACGUGGGAGAGCGGUUAGGGCUGUUGUUGAAGGCACUGCUUAGUGACAAUGACGCAGUGGCUGCAGGGUCCAUAUCUAAGGCUUUACUAUUGUCUACUUCAGCAACCAAACUCCUGCGCCACAUAAGACAAUACCAACCAAGCAUGCAAUGGGAGUGGGUUCCGUUAAAAAAGUGGCGGGCAGGAUGCGUGAGAUUGCAAGAAUUAGAAACGCCGUUAAGAGGAAUGGAAUUAGCUUUAUCCAACAUUCCUUCCUAUCCAAUCGAAACACUGCAAAAUGAACCGCUUAAGCAUGCUCUAAACGCCUCGGAAAAUCACAUCCGUCAAUCUCUAAAGCAAGCCAACGCCCAUCCGCCGUCCGAUUCGCAUACUUUCCCCGAGUCAAACCCAGACGACGACGACGCAAUGAACACCGUCGAUUUGAUUCACACGAUGCCCACAAAUCCCCAGCAUGAUCUACCCCCUCUUUUCUUCAUAUUCUGCAUGAAUCUCCUCUGCCACAACAGCAACAACAAACCCCAACCACCCAACAAACCAGAGCCAAAGCAAUCAAAAAGCUCGAUUUGGACCAGCUGGGCACCACAAGUAACGCCAUUGCCAGCGCUCAAAUCUGCAAUUGCGCUGGGGAUUGCGGCGUUUCUGGGGCUAAUUUACAGCAAAGAAAAUGGAUUCUGGGCCAGCCUUGGGGUCGCCGUCAGCAUCGGCUCCGGCAGAGAGGCCACGUUCAAAGUUGCCAACCUCAAGCUCCAAGGGACAGUGGUGGGAUCUGUGUACGGAGUGUUGUGUUUUGUUGUUCUUGAAAAAUAUUUACUCGGAAGGCUUCUCUGCCUUCUCCCUUGGUUCGUCUUCAGAGCAUCGCGAGAGUCGGAAGACUCUCCGUCCUACUCCCGAGAGUUCUCCAACUCUGACUUCAAGGCUCAAUCAAAGUAUAAGCCUCUAACACCAGAAGCUGUGAUCACCAGGGAAGAGUUCGACCUGAUGAAACACAGGUUCGACGAACAGGUCGAGGCGCUCAAGGCCAAGUGCGAAAAGAAAGAGUGCUCGUUUGACGAUGGCGACCUGGGAGAAUCGCCAUUCACCUCGGACAUUUUAGAGGUUCCAAUCCCUCCAAAGUUCAAGACUCCCACCAUGAAGCUUUAUGAUCGGUCUAAGGACCCAAAAGACUAUGUGGAGGUCUUCGAGGGCCUCAUGGACUUUCAAGCGGCAACAGAUGCAAUCAAGUGCAGCGCCUUCCAGAUCGCGCUCACCGGCAGCGCGCGCUUGUGGUACCGAAGACUGCCGGCUAGGUCGAUCUCGACCUACUCUCAGCUAAGAAAAGAAUUUAUUAGCCAGUUCUUUUCUCGGCAUUACGACAGAAAGACAGCGACUCACCUCGCCACCAUCAGACAGAAGGAAGGUGAGACGCUGAGAGAAUAUGUCACAAGGUUCCAGGAGGAGUAG